Messenger RNA from Musca domestica (house fly), 701 nucleotides. RefSeq lists its product as uncharacterized. NCBI's taxonomy places the organism in Eukaryota, Metazoa, Arthropoda, Insecta, Diptera, Muscidae. The record is from RefSeq and is a predicted model, not a curated record. The transcript is spliced from 2 exons. Bases 110 to 610 code for a protein of 166 amino acids.
AAGAGAUAAGCAAACAAACCAAAGUCUAUGCAAUGCAAAUAUUUAGAUUUCCAAUACAACUCAAGACAUAAACAUUCAUCCAUCACAUUCGUCGGAGUGCAGACUCAAAAUGAACAUUUUCAUUCCAAUUAUAAUCAGCUUUUUGCUGAUUUUUAAGUCCCUUCAAGGCCUUCCCACAUCCGACACCAAUGAGGUGGACACCUCCAAUGACAGUUCUCACUAUGCCUUUCUGCUGAGCGAAGCCAAACAAUAUUCGGAACAAAUUGAGCAACUUAUUAGAAAGAGUUUGCCCCAAUUGCCUUCAGAUGAUACCUUCAAUUUGUAUCGCAACAAAUUCAAUAAAUAUUUGGAAUUGAAAAAAGAUUAUAAAGCAGCCACCGCCGAAGAUUGUGAAGAGAAAUCCCUGGAGUUUUUUGAUGCCCAAAACGCAUUCAUCAGUGUUUACAUGUAUGGUCACAGCAACUCGACCGGUCUGCAAGAUGUUGUGAAAAUUUUAAAUGACAAUGGAAUGAAACAGAUCAAGGAUGAGUUCGAUGCCAAGCGUGCCAGUGGGGUUUAUGGUAAACCUGAUCGUAAAGAUUUUGAAAAAUAUGUGGCAACACAUUGUUGAUCAGCGGAAAAUACUACAAAAAAUUGCGAUUUUUUGUGAAAAUAAUUCUGGAAAUAGAAGUCAAUAAAGAAAACAUACCUAACUCCAAAGU